UUGUGGGAGAUUUUUGUUUGAAAUAUGGAAGAAGGGUCCAGUGAAGGUGACAUGUUUACAGUUGAGCACGAGCUGAAGAACGAAAUACUCAAGUUCUGGACUAUCGAUCCUAGCACACAACCUACUUUAAAGUUGAAUAUUUUCCACUGACCAGUGAGUUCAGCUCCUAUAUACAAAUCUAAUUUAACAGGGCAUGCAGAAAAAGUUGGGAUAGAAAAUUUUGAACUACUGAAGGUCCUUGGAACAGGAGCUUAUGGAAAAGUAUUUCUUGUGAGGAAAAUCAGUGGUCACGAUACCGGAAAGCUUUUUGCCAUGAAGGUGCUGAAGAAGGCAACAAUAGUUCAAAAAGCAAAGACUGCAGAGCACACCAGGACAGAGCGUCAAGUAUUGGAACACAUUCGACAAUCACCUUUCCUUGUCACAUUACAUUAUGCUUUUCAGACAGAUACAAAACUCCAUCUUAUUUUAGACUACGUGAAUGGAGGGGAAUUGUUUACUCACUUGUCACAGAGGGAACGUUUCACAGAGCAUGCAGUGAGAAUAUACAGUGGGGAGAUAGUGUUAGCACUAGAGCAUCUACACAAGCUUGGAAUUAUAUAUCGAGAUAUUAAACUGGAAAAUAUACUUCUCGACAGUAAUGGCCAUGUGGUUCUAACAGAUUUUGGACUCAGUAAAGAGUUUCUAAUAGAUGAAAAUGAACGAGCAUAUUCCUUUUGUGGUACUAUAGAGUACAUGGCUCCAGAAAUUGUUCAAGGUGGAGAUGCAGGACAUGAUAAGGCUGUAGAUUGGUGGAGCCUUGGAGUCCUGAUGUACGAACUGAAAACUGGAGCAUCACCUUUUACUGUUGAUGGAGAAAGGAAUUCACAAUCUGAAAUUUCAAAGAGAAUUUUGAAGAGUGAUCCUCCAUAUCCUCCAGAAAUUGGUCCUUUAGCUAAAGAUGUAAUGAAGCAGCUCCUGAUUAAAGAUCCGAAGAAACGGUUGGGCUCUGGUCCAGGAGGUGCUGAUGAAAUUAAGUCUCACCCCUUCUUCCAGAAGAUAAAUUGGGAUGAGUUAUCAGCCAAAAACAUUGAAGCUCCAUUUAAACCUGUCAUCAGGGAUGAGUUGGACGUUAGCAAUUUUGCUGAAGAGUUCACAGAAAUGGAUCCUACAUAUUCACCCGCAGCACUGCCUCAGAACUCUGAUAGAAUAUUUCAGGGCUACUCUUUCAUUGCACCCUCCAUUCUCUUCAAACGUAAUGCUGUUAUGACUGAUCCCAUUCAGCUUCAUCUGGGAGUGGAUCGUCCUGGUAGUACUGCCAUUGCACGCAGUGCUAUGAUGAAGGAUUCCCCAUUUUAUCAACACUAUGACCUGGAUCUAAAAGACAGUCCACUUGGAGAAGGAAGUUUCUCCAUCUGUAGGAGGUGUCGUAAUAAGAAAACUGGGCAGGAAUUUGCCGUGAAAAUUGUCAGCAAAAGAAUGGAAGCAAAUACUCAACGGGAGAUUGCAGCUCUCAAGCUGUGUGAAGGACACCCUAACAUUGUAAAACUGCAUGAUGUUCACCACGAUCAGUUGCACACAUUCUUAGUGAUGGAACUGCUGAAAGGUGGAGAGCUGCUGGAGCGGAUCAGAAAGAAGAAACACUUCAGUGAAACGGAAGCUAGUCACAUAAUGCGCAAACUGGUCUCUGCUGUCAGCCAUAUGCACGAUGUGGGAGUAGUCCAUAGGGACCUGAAGCCUGAGAACUUAUUAUACGCUGAUGAUAGUGACAGCACAGAAAUUAAAGUCAUUGAUUUUGGGUUUGCACGAUUGAAACCUCCUGAUAAUCAGCCUUUGAAGACCCCAUGCUUUACAUUACAUUACGCAGCUCCUGAAUUACUGAAGGAUGAUGGUUACGAUGAAUCCUGUGAUCUGUGGAGUUUGGGUGUAAUCCUGUAUACCAUGUUAUCAGGGAAAGUACCAUUCCAAUGUGAGGAAAAGACAUUAACAUCCACCAGUGCCGAAGAAAUCAUGAGGAAAAUAAAACAAGGAGACUUUUCUUUUGAAGGUGAAGCUUGGAGAAACGUCUCAGAAGAGGCCAAGGAAUUGAUUCAAGGACUGCUGACUGUUGAUCCAAACAAGCGGAUUAAAAUGUCGAGCCUCCGUUUCAAUGAAUGGCUUCAGGACAGCAGUCAGUUAUCAUCCAAUCCACUAAUGACCCCAGACAUUCUUGGUUCUUCAGGUGUUUCUGUCCACACGUAUGUCAAAGCAACAUUUCAUGCCUUCAACAAAUGCAAGAGGGAAGGCUUUUGCCUUCAGAAUGUGGACAAGGCACCUCUGGCGAAAAGACGCAAGAUGAAGAAAACCAGCACCAGUACUGAAACACGGAGCAGUUCUAGUGAAAGUUCCCACUCCUCCUCCUCUCAAUCCCAUGGCAAAACUACACCAACCACAAAACUACAGCCCAACAACCCAACAGACAGCAAUAAUCCAGACAGUAUCUUUCAAUUCUCCGAUUAAGCUGCUACAGUUACUCUUUCACAAUUUAAAAAAAAAUCUUAUGCUUUUAAUUGUACUUGAUUCUCUGCGGAGCACAAGUUUCAUUUUUUGUUAUGAGUGCCCCUCCAAAAUGCCUGAACUGUUUGGUGCUUUUAAAUUACUGAAAAGCACACACAUUUUUUAAAGAAAUUAUAUGUAGUUCCAUACUUCCUCUGGCAUCAAUUGAUAGCUUUUCUCUGAGAAAUCCAAACUUAGUGUUCGUAAACAUCACAAUAAGUAAAACUCCAAUCAGGAAUCCAUAAAAGCUUACUACUGUACUGAGUAAUUGAGUUGAAUAGAAAAUAUGUCUUUCAGGGGACGUUAAAUAAGUUCACGAGUGACAGAGGAGUAGAAUGAAAUGCUGAUGAGUUCAAAGGGAGAAAGGUUGAAGAAAGCUCGUGUGGACCAUGAACACAAACCAAUUAGAAUAAGUGGCGUGCUUUCCUACUGUAAAUUCCACAAUAUGGAAAAGCGUAGAAAAAGGACAGUUUUAAAAUAAUUAUAAAUUAUGCAUUUCUAGGGAAAAUAGAAUCUCAACAGCCUGGCACUCAAAGGGCUUUUAUUUAUUUUUCUGUUUUUUUAAAUUGUGAAAGGACGGUCGGUGUACAUAAAUGUUAUUGGAUGCACUUUUCAAAGAACAUUUGCAGAUAUUUCUGUACUUCAGACCCUACAAGGUACAAAGUGUUUAAUGUGUUUACCUUUUCCGAAAGACAGAAUCAAAGCUAAGAAACUUACUGUACAAACAGAUCUACGCUGGACAUUACAUAUGCAAACGAAAUGUGCAGACAGCUCAGAUUUCUCAUCUUGAAUCACUUACACUAUGUAGCUUUAGAACCAGUGACAUUUUGCUUUUAAUUCUUUCGGACUCUGACUUUGUAUUCGUCCAAUUGCGACUUCACUGUGGCUCAAUGUGAGAAUCACGCACGGCUAUCUGUUCUAUGUGCAGUCAUCCCUCUACCUCCAAAGCCUUUCCUUCUGUUCCCCUAAAGGCUCCAAGGUAGACGGUAUGCUUUGCAUCGAAUGAUUGAUGGAGGGCAUGGGAGCAUGUUUACGAUUAGAUGCUGAUUGUAAGUGCAAAAUUAAGGCCUGAAAACAAAGGAAAUUGGUUAGAAGUGGGGGUGAAAAUCUUUUUGCCUUUCAAAAUUUAACUGUUAUAGGCUCACCAGUUCUAACUUGUGCAAUGUGCUUUAUUUUUAAGCAAAAUAUGAAAUAAGUGACCGAUAUGUGAAAUCUGAGUCCUAACACAUAUUAAAAAUAUAUAUAGAUAUAUAUAUAUAUGUAUAGAUAUGUAUGUUCUAUUUUUAGGGGCCAUCUGGGAAAUUUGCUUCUAUAUUGAAAUAAUGGCUAUUUAAGAGUAACGUGUGCUCCAUAUGCCACGUGCUUUGUUAUUGAUGUAUUCUUUGGCAUGUAGUCUGUUUAAUUUUUGCAUGAGUGGUAACGGUGUAGCCAAAGUGUACAAGUUUAACAAAUUGUGUUGCAACCAUUAAUUUAACUUGUUCUGUGUCUCAGCCAACAAUUUGACAUUUUUGAUGACUUUUAUGUAAUUGUUUUUCUGAGUGACAAGUAACUAGGUAGCUGAGUGGUGCAGGCUACCAUCUUCAGAUUAAUACAAUUAGUGCAAGAAAUUCUGAUCAUGUAGCUCUGCAUGAUUUUUGCUCCAUAUUUAUGCAGUGGAGACUCCUAAAAAAAAGAAAUGUGGGUUUAUUUGGGUGGGUUUUUUUUCUGUGAGGUCUGCUAAUAAUGUUCAGGUUAGAUAUUAACAAAUCAUUGUGCUAAAGGUGAUCCACAGGAAUCCAAAAGAGUAGAAAGGAAGUAACUGCACUUGGCUUAGAGAGUUCCUGGAGGAAAUUGCUGCUGCUUUGUGGCAGCAAAAAGCACCUUUGUGAACAUGUUAAAUUUUUAAACUGCAGAAAAGCAGUGUUUCUCAGUUUGAUUUUGAUUUACCAAUUUCAAUUCUUCAGCUUUUGCACCGUGCAAACGGUAUACUCAGCAUAAAAGGGGAGGGGGAAUGCAAAUUACUGCAGAUACUAGAACUGUGCAAUAUGAACAGCACAUGCUAGCAAAACUAAACGGGUCCGUCAACAUCUGUGGAGAGAGAAACGUAGUGUUAACAUUUUGGGCUGAUUACUUUGCCACAGACCCAUGUUUCUCUCUGAAACGAUUCUGCCUGACCCACUAUGUCUUUCUAGCAUCUUCUAUAUUUAUUACUAAACGUAAAGGAUUUUUCUUUGUCAAUCAUAGUGAAACAGAGAAUCUAAAAAGAUUUAUAAAUUAUCUUGGUAUUCAUACGAUUCUGAAAGGAAAUAACUACUUUUUAUGUGAAUAGGAAAUUUUUAGGCUUUCAGAACCUGGUAUUUUAUUGAAAUAAAACAUAUCUUCAUGGUCUAUGACUUUUUGACCAAAUAAAAGGCCAAGUAACCUUUUCUACCAAUGUGACCUAGCCCAGUAGCUGUCUUUUUGCAAAACAAAAGGCACAAUUUCUUUGUGCUUAUUCAGUUAAUUUGGAGACGACAUGCAAUUUUUGCAUCCUCUUUCAGUUUAGGGUUAGAGAAACAUUGAAAGCCAUUUCUGGCUUGAAGUUGGAACUAGAGACUGCUGACAUAAAUGUUCCCAAAUUUCCUGGAUCAUGUUUGUGGAGAAAUGAUGACCAACUUUACAUGUUUCUGCUGUGAUCCUCCAACGGGAACUUGCGUGAAAUUUCCUGUAGAGAUCAUUUUCCUAUAGCUGGCAUAAACCCGCAUACAUGCAGCUGAACAAGCGAGUGAGCUGCCAUCUUCUGCCUAACAUGAAGUCUCUGCUCCUUCAUUGUUAUGCAGAACACGAUUUUGCCUGUUGGGAAGAUCAUUCCUCCUCCUCCUCAGAAUGGGAUGUGGUGGUAGGGUGGGGUUGGACAUCUAUAAAUUUUGAGUAGGCUAAGGCUGACAGCUUUGCUUAAGUUAUAGGGUGGCUUUUGUAAGAAACUCACUGUCAACCUCCAUAAAUUGCGCAAGCAUCUGUUGAUUUUAAUCAUGGUGCACACAAAUCUAUGGAUGUAAUUCUAUGCCUGCACAUUAUUCAGCCAAAUUCAGAAAUCUGGGGAGGACCAAUGUAAACAGGAGGCAAAUGGUUUCAGCCAGUGUGUCUGGGAAGAAAGAGGCAAUAGUCAAGGAAAUUUAUCCUUCAAAAUAUUCCAGUAUAAAACUACCUGGAACUGGUUGUGUGCAAAUUUCCUCGGAUAAAACACUGUGCCACUCUUAUGCGGAAACCUUUCAGAAAGUUUGCGCUAUUGAGGUUGCAUUGUCUCUAGAAUUAACAGAGUGCUGGGCAGGUUGCACUGUAGUUUUUCUGUAUUGUGCACAAAUAAUUCCAAACUAUUGGUGUCUGGGGGAAAGUUCACCUUUAAAUGCCUUUUAAAUGUGAGCUUUUUUUCUUUAUUUAUGAGACUAUCUUAGUUUAAAAGGCUUUGCUAAGUACAUAGAAACUAAGGACCUCCAUAUUGAGAGUGUCCAAGAUGGUGUAAUGUAGACAAAUGGUUGUAGAUCAUUGGACUUCUGAAGAUUUGAUGCAUGGCUCAGACUGAACUCUACAAUCUCUUCUAAAUGCUAUUUUCAUAGUAAAUUCGAUAUCUGCGAUAGAACAUUGUAAAUAUUAACUUAAGCUACUGAACAGGCUGCAGUGUUGAUUUUUCUUUUUGGCAUCCAGGUUAGAUGCAGCUGAUAGUUUCAAAGUGUUGCAGAUCUUUCUACAGCCUGUUUGAAAUCAACUUUUUUCAAGGUUGUGCAAACUUCUUACUGCAAAACAAUUCAAAGCCUUUUCUCUCAACAGAUUUAUCCUGUUGAGAAGGUUGAGCUUGCCUAUUAACAUAUACUGAACAUGUGUUUUUACAUAACAGUUUUUAACUCUGUAUAAUACUUUUUCAGAUAGCUUAAAGAUUUAAACUGAAGUCAGAAUAUUGUUGAUACAAGGCACUGCCGUGUUGCUGUAUUUAUUAGAUAUUUAAAGAAUUUUAAUGAGGGAGAAUUAAUUCAAUCACUGAAGAGUUGUUGCAACUUUCUGGUGACUUGUACUAAUUUUUAAAAGUUGAUAGCUUUAUUCAGGUGAGUCAAUAAAAGCUUUUAAGACUUUUUAGGACUUUAUAGUCAAUUUGAUUUAACUAUAGCUCCUUAAAGGAGGUUGGCAAAUACUCAUUGCAAUUUUUUUAGUGAGAAUUUAAUUGUGGCUUUAUUGUGUGUGGUGAGAAUUGUCCCACUGUGCAAACGUGCGAUAAAAUUGAUGCAAUUUAACAAUUAUUAUUCAUAACGAAACUCUCACUCAUUAGUAUUAUAAUUUAUAUAAUGCCUCUUCAAGGAGGAGUGCUCCACACAAGAAUUGUGCUUGUUUACAUUUGCAAGACAAUGGUAUUCAUUUUCUUAUUCAUUUUGGUUUACACUUUGAGCAUUGCCGUCUAAGUGAAUGAAAUAACACCUGUGGCACUUAAAAGUGACAAAAGGGUAGAAACUUCAAUUGAUUUACAAGAUGAUUAGGGGUUUAGAUAGGGUCGACAGUGAGAAUCUUUUUCCACGUAUGGAGUCAGCUAUUACAA
Messenger RNA from Chiloscyllium plagiosum (whitespotted bambooshark), 7054 nucleotides. NCBI's taxonomy places the organism in Eukaryota, Metazoa, Chordata, Chondrichthyes, Orectolobiformes, Hemiscylliidae. The record is from RefSeq and is a predicted model, not a curated record.